UCCUAUUUCCUUGCUAUAUCUUCUCUAUUGCAAUCACCAAAAAACUUGUAAUAGAAAAUAAGAGAGAGAGAGAGAGAGAGCGUAAGGAAAUUAAAAUGUCUUCGUCCUUCAAAUUAGCAAUUUCCAUCAUUGUCUCAUCCCUACUUCUCCAUGCAGCUUUAGGUGAUAUCAUAUGCGAGAAUCUGCCGGAGGAAAUGUGCGCGUUUUCGAUAUCGGCGUCGGGGAAAAGAUGCGUGUUGGAGACUGAAAACGUGGCCGGAAAAUUCUAUUGUCGGACGUCGGAGGUGGACGUGGAGGGGAUGGUGAACCACGUGGAGACCGAUGAUUGCAUGGCGGCUUGUGGGGUUGACCGGAAAACGGUCGGAAUCUCGUCGGACAAAUUGCUGGAACCUGGUUUCGCGGCGAAGCUUUGCUCACGGGCUUGUUACGACAACUGCCCUAACAUCGUCGAUCUUUAUUUCAACCUCGCCGCCGGUGAAGGUGCAUUUUUGCCAGAUCUAUGUGAGGCUCAUCGGGCAAAUCCUCACCGUUCGAUGUUAGAGAUCCUCAGCUCCGGCGCUGCACUUGCUCCGGCUCCCAUGUGAAGCUCAUGAAGCCAUGUGUCAGACUCAAUUCUAUCCAUUUAAUAUAUCGAUCUUAUUAUAUUUCGACGAUAUAUGAAUUGAUUACGUUCGUUAAUUAAUUCAUAUAUACACAUAUAUGUAUGCAUGGAAGAGGAGGGAGAGAGAGAGAGAGAGAGAGAGAUUGAUUGAUUGAUUGGUGCUAUGUUGUUUGGACACUUUUUUCCAUAUUUCCCAUAUUAUAAUCACAUAUCAAAUAAAUACACCAUAGUUUCCAUA
This is a messenger RNA of Tarenaya hassleriana, 839 nucleotides long. RefSeq lists its product as uncharacterized. NCBI's taxonomy places the organism in Eukaryota, Viridiplantae, Streptophyta, Magnoliopsida, Brassicales, Cleomaceae. The transcript has 3 exons. The coding region runs from base 96 to 584 and encodes 162 amino acids. The record is from RefSeq and is a predicted model, not a curated record.